AUGGGCCUCUCGCAACCCCCCCCCCCCGAGCUGCUGGCAAUGAUUGCCAGCUAUAUAAUGCCAGACGAUUUUGAGAGCCUGUCACUUACGUGCAAGCAAGCAUACGAUUGGGCUAAGCCACUCAUUCCGCGACACAAUGAGUACCGCAGGAGGUACCGUAACUUCUCCUUCGAUUUUAGCGGCCUGACGACGAUUUCCGAUCUGCUGGCAGUAAUUGCCGAUGACCCCAUUAUUGCUACCUACAUGGUCCACGUCGAACUGGAUGGCCGAUAUUACUGUGAAGAAACAGACAUGAGAGACGCUGACUACGUCGAGAGAAUGACCAAGAGGCUUUCCCCGUUGGUGCUCGGGUCUCCCCAUCUCUCCAUGCUUCGUGACGACUUUGAUGAGCCAGCUGAGCUUUGGUUGGAAGAAAUUGUGCGAGAUUUGGAGUACUAUAACAGAGAAAUACCCUUUGCCGAAUUCGGCGUUCCCUUUCUGGCAACGCUCCUCGUCAACGUUGAGACGUUGAUUCUGCCCGAAGAGUGGUGCAACCACCGCAUCAUCACCAAUCGAGAUAGCAGCAGGCAUAUAGUUACCAGACUACUGCGUCUUCUUGUCACGAGAGCAAACGACAAAGCCUUGAAAGAUCAACCCUUGCAGAAGCUGCGCGCUAUCCUUCCGGCCCGCAACGUUGACCUGCGGGUCGGAACGGUAAUGGAACAGCUAUUUCCUUUCCUAGCGCUUGACUCGUUGAAAGAGCUGCAUCACACGUUCGGAAAAUGCGCCUUUGCCCGUGGAAGAACAGCCUUCCGCACAUUGGGCCGCAAUUUGGAGGUUAUGAAGUUGAAUCACUAUGACAUUUGCGGGCACAGCGCCAAAGUUCUCUUCAAGAAUAUGCACAAGCUGCGUGUCCUGGAAAUGGAGUACUCUACCAGAGACGAGGUUAUGGGAAAAGGAUUCCAGGCCGAUCUGUUCAUGCGAUCCGUGAUUACGGGGACUUUUGCGAGCCUGGAAAAGCUAGUCUUCACUGGGCGUGAGCUCUGGCCAGACACUGAUGUUGUAGAAUGCUCGUUCCGGGAGUUCACACGCUUGAAAUAUCUGGAAUUGAGCACCAUAUUCUUUGUGAAUGGAGCUGGAUCGAUGAGCCCCGAGGAUGCAGUAUCCUUUCUUAGGAAAGACACAAGCGAGGAGAGCAGUGAUGAGGAGAAUAUUGCAGACGAGCAUGUUACUGAAGACAGCGAAGACAGUGAGGAUCAGGAGGAAACCAGCGAGGAAGAGGAUGACAAAUAUAUGAAUGCACAAAGUGCCAAGGGCGCGAUACCUGAGGGGACAAUGCGGACCCCUCGUGGCUUUCGUCUUGUGAAGCCUCUACUCGGGGAUCAGUUCCACCCCGACGAUAAGCGCAAGAUGUACAAGAGCGGGAAAAGGGUCUGGCGUCUUGUCAGCGCGUUGCCCGAGUCGCUUGAGACGCUCAUCAUUCACACGCCCGCCGCGCCUCGGAACAGCGCCUGCGUCGAGCGUAUGUUCUGGCGUUUCGAGGAACUACGCGCCCAGCGGCUGCCGAAUCUCAAGCAGAUUGAAGUGCACGUGCAGAAGAAGCACCCCGUGGGCGAGAGGAUUCGUGGCUACUUGAGGCAGACUCGGCGGCUGGAGAACUUCUUUGCCGACAAGAAAAUUCUCACAAAAUUCGAAAAAUUCUGA
This is a messenger RNA of Beauveria bassiana ARSEF 2860, 1683 nucleotides long. Its product is annotated as F-box domain protein. The coding region runs from base 1 to 1683 and encodes 560 amino acids. Lineage: Eukaryota; Fungi; Ascomycota; Sordariomycetes; Hypocreales; Cordycipitaceae. The record is from RefSeq and is a predicted model, not a curated record. The transcript has a single exon.